Molecule: messenger RNA, 825 nt
Organism: Cinara cedri
Lineage: Eukaryota; Metazoa; Arthropoda; Insecta; Hemiptera; Aphididae
Source: the annotation of a GenBank genome assembly
AUGGACUCUAACGACGACAAUAAGGGACCAUCGGGAAAACGGUGCAAAACCAAAAAUUUACCUAAAACCGUGCCGGGCUUCUGUAUGCAAGCCUACCAAAAGAACACUGUGACGGAAGGCCCUAAGACAGCCGGGUCAGCAGAGAAUGUGCAGCCGAAGACAGUAAAAGCCAGGACAAAUUUCGCGGCUAAAUGCGGACGUCCCGGGUUCCCAUUGGCCGCGUCCUACGCGGGUCGCAACCGGCCGUUUAGGUGGCUGGUGCCACUCGAAAUGAUCGACUACGACGUCUACCUGCCCAUAAUGACCGAUGGACUUCGCGAGCCUUCAAAGCCGUACGGCGCGUGCGCGGCGCAAGGCCUGUGGGACCUGUUGACCCGGGAUACCACCAGCCAUCGCGUGCUGAACGCGUUACCCAGAAUGAUAUUCCCGCUCCGGCGGGCCCUGAACGCCGGCGCCUCCGAUCACUGGCGCGUCGGCGUUCGCGCGCUGAAGACGUUACAAAAACUGACUUCAGCCGGCAAGGACGGCCGCGUGGGUUAUGCCUUGGUCCCUUACUAUCGGCUCCUGUUGCCACCACUCAACCGGUACAGCCAGGUCGCCGACGUAAACUCCAAUGACGGCGUGAACCAGUGUAUCAAAUACAAUAUUGCAGACCUUUGCUAUCAAACGCUGUUAUUGCUUGAGUACACGGGCGGUCAGUGUGCGUACUCAAAUAUUAAAUACUUAAUACCCACAUAUGAGAACGUGGUCGUUUGCUGUAAAAAAUCUGUCAGAAUCGGAACCGUCACUGACACUGACGACGCCACUACAACCCUGCACCUAUAA